AUGGCCAUGGGAAGCAGCGAUGGUGCGGCGGCGCGGCGGCACGCGGCGAUGCUCGGCAUCGGCACGGCGAACCCGACGGGCAUCCUGGUGCCCCAGGACGUCUUCGCCGACAACCUCUUCCGCGUCACCAACAGCGACCACCUCCCUGAGCUCAAGGAGAAGCUCAAGAGAAUCUGCGAAAAAUCGGGCAUCGAGAAGCGGCACUUCCACCUGACAGAGGAGACGCUGGCCGCGCACCCGGAGCUGUUGGACAGGGAGCUGCCGUCGCUAGACACCCGCGUGGACAUGACCGUCGACGCCGUGCCGAAGCUGGCGCAGUGCGCCGCGGCCAAGGCCAUCGCCGAGUGGGGCCGCCCGGCCGCCGACAUCACCCACCUCGUCUUCGGCACCUACUCCGCCUGCCAGGCCCCCACCGCCGACCUCCGGCUGGCCGCGCUGCUGGGCCUCCGCCCCAUGGUGAGCCGCACCAUGCUCAGCCUCCACGGCUGCUACGGCGGCGGCAGGGCGCUGAGCCUCGCCAAGGAGCUGGCCGAGAACAACCGCGGCGCGCGCGUCCUCGUCGCCUGCUCCGAGAUGACGCUCGUCUGCUUCGGAGCGCCCGACGGCGGCAACAUCGUCGGCCACGCGCUGUUCGGGGACGGAGAGGGCGCCGUCGUCGUCGGGGCCGGCCCCUUCCUAGACGGCGAGCAGGGCCCGAUCUUCGAGAUGGUGUCCGCCACGCAGACCACAAUUCCCAGGACGGAGCACGCGCUGGGCAUGCGGGUCUCCGGGGGCGGCAUCGACUUCCACCUGGCAAUCCAGGUGCCGACGCUCGUCGGGCAGAGCGUCGAGCCGUGCCUCCUCGACGCGUUCCGUGGCAUCAUUGUGGACGACGACGAUGCUCCACCUCCAUGCUCUGGGAAUGGGAAUGGGAACGGGAGGUGGAACGACCUCUUCUGGGCGGUGCACCCAGGAGGGCGUCCGAUCCUGGACAAUAUAGACAAGGUGCUGAUGCUGGAGCCGGAGAAGCUGGCGGCCAGCCGGCAUGUGCUCCGCGAGUACGGCAACAUGAGCGGCGCCACGAUCGUGUUCGUGCUUGACGAGCUGCGCCGCGGCCGGAGCCCGCUGCCGGAGUGGGGUGCGCUGCUGGCCUUCGGACCGGGAAUCACGAUCGAGGCCAUGGUGCUCCGCUGUCCACGCUAG
Molecule: messenger RNA, 1182 nt
Organism: Triticum dicoccoides
Lineage: Eukaryota; Viridiplantae; Streptophyta; Magnoliopsida; Poales; Poaceae
Product: bisdemethoxycurcumin synthase-like
Exons: 2
Coding region: 1-1182 (393 amino acids)
Biological process (GO): polyketide biosynthetic process
Molecular function (GO): acyltransferase activity, transferring groups other than amino-acyl groups
Source: RefSeq, a predicted model, not a curated record